This is a messenger RNA of Anarrhichthys ocellatus (wolf-eel), 2922 nucleotides long. RefSeq names its product homer scaffold protein 2 (gene homer2). Lineage: Eukaryota; Metazoa; Chordata; Actinopteri; Perciformes; Anarhichadidae. The record is from RefSeq and is a predicted model, not a curated record. Gene Ontology annotation, molecular function: G protein-coupled glutamate receptor binding. Bases 239 to 1303 code for a protein of 354 amino acids. Gene Ontology annotation, biological process: G protein-coupled glutamate receptor signaling pathway. The transcript is spliced from 9 exons.
GAGAGAGAGAGAGAGAGAGAGAGAGAGACCGGUGAAUCGAGUUUACGAAGUAGCGCUCUCAUAUUUCAGUUGUCUCUCGGGCAGCAAGAGGACUUGUUCGAAGCUGGUGGACUCUUUGGACCGCUAAUCAUCGGUGGACUUUGACUGCGCUUUUAAAAACAACAACAAUUUUCCUCUCGACCCCGCAGCCAAUAGAGCCGAUAUCAUUAAAAAGGAGUUGUUCCUCAAGUCCGCGGCAAUGGGGGAGCAGCCGAUCUACACCACCAGGGCCCACGUCUUCCAAAUUGACCCGACCACCAAGAAGAACUGGGUCCCUGCCAGCAAGCAGGCCGUCACCGUCUCCUAUUUUUACGACAGCACGCGCAACAGCUAUCGCAUCAUCAGCGUGGAUGGAUCCAAGGUGAUUAUCAACAGCACCAUCACGCCCAACAUGACGUUCACCAAGACAUCGCAGAAGUUUGGCCAGUGGGCGGACAGCAGGGCCAACACUGUGUUCGGACUGGGCUUCGCUUCGGAACAGCAACUGGCCAAGUUUUCUGAGAAGUUCCAGGAGGUAAAAGAUGCAGCCAAGCUAGCAAGGGACAAAUCUCAAGACAAGGUGGACACAUUGAGUAAUCACUCCCAGGAGUCUGGACGUGAGACGCCCUCAAGCAACCAGGCGUCCAGCAUUAAUGGGACAGAUGAUGAGAAAAUCUUUCAUGUCGAGCCGGAGGCUGCUGUGCUGCAGACGGAGAAAGAACAUCUCAAGAGUGCAGUAGAACAGAGCAACACCAACGCCAAGAAGUGGGAAACAGAGCUGCAGACUUUAAGAGAAAAUAAUGCCAGGCUGGUGGACGCACUGCAGGAGUCCUCGGCUAAUGUAGAGAGCUGGAAGAAACAACUUGGUGCCUGCAAGGAAGAGAGUGACACGCUCAGGGAAAAGAUUGCACAACUAGAAGUUCAGUGUAACGAAGCCGAUCAGGAGAAACAGCAAAACUCCCAACUGUCUGUACGAGUGCAGGAGCUAGAGACUGAGCUGCACGAAAAGGAGCAGGAGUUGGAGAACCUGAGGAAGCAGGCAGAGAUAAUCCCUCAGCUCAUGGCAGAGUGCGAGAGCAUCACUGCAAAACUGCAGACUGCUGAGAUGAAGAACAAGGAACUGGAGGGGAGAGUAGAGGGUCUUCAGCUGGACAUAGAAGACAGUCAACAAAAGCAGGGCAACAUGAAGGGCGAGCUGAAGAAGUUCAUGGAUCUGCUGGAUGGAAAGAUAGACGAGCUGCAUGAGUUCAGGCAGGGGCUCUCCAAGCUGGGUGUUGAUAACUGAGUAAAAUGGCACUGAGCUGAAAGGGUCAGAGGUCAGGUAUGAAGGAUUCACUACAGUGUGUCUUCAGGGCAGAAACUCUGUGCACAUACUCCCCCAAGGUGAUGCCCACUCAGACACUAUCAGCUUUGGCUUCUAAUAAACACUACCAUGUGAGAAAGAGAUGUUUUCGGAGGGACUGGCAGGAGGAAGGCCAGCAUGCUCCACCAAAUGGCUCCAUUCUUGUGCGCUGGCUUUCUGAAACUAAAUCAAGAGUAAUAAUUUGAGCUUACUUUUCUGUUUCUGUUGGGGGGGGGGGGGCUUUAAAAAGCUGGUGGUGGAUUCUUAGAUUCUGUCCAUCUGUCUUUUCUUUUCUUUUUUUUUUUUAAGGCUGCAGCACUUAUUCACAGGCAGCUUAGCGUAGAAGAGGGGACUUAAAAGGGCUAAAAUGAAUAACACACAGACGAUGCUGAUCAGCAUCACUCUAGUAAUAAUUGGUGUUAAUCCUUGUGGCCCCCUCAGAGAAUGAGAGAUGAAAUGUUUCUACAGACUGUGCUCGCUGUUGCCUCUCGUCUAUCUCAGGUGUGUCAGAAGACAGUUUGUACUCAUUCGAUCAUACAGCACAUACAGGACAAACGGCCGUGACACAAAGUGCCUCCAGGUGAGUGUAAACCUCCCUGGCGAGGAGAAGCGAUGACCAUCACCAUAAUAUUAACUCGAUGAUUUUUGUCAGGAAAUGUGAUGAACAUCAAACAUCCACUUAUACAACGAGAUGAGAAUAAAAUGCAGGUAGGCGACUGCAGCAGGAAGUCAUCAACUGUCUUGUGGGUGUUUUCAGUAAACACUCCUUUUGAUUCUAUUUUGCAUGAAGAAGGAACGCUCUCUUGUUUGAGGAGCUUUCCUUCAGAAACAUCUAAAAAUAACAAUGGGUGCCCCCUUUUCCCGUGAGUGUAGUGUUCAGAGGACUUUGUGUGUGCAAUAGUAUUUUUGUCCAUGUGUAGAACAAAGAUGUCUCCCGGGCUGUUGAUGUGCUUCUUACACACUAGUUUUUGUUAUGGUGGUGGUUAUUUUUGGGUGAGUGGACUUGGUGCCUCUCGUUGGGUGAAUAAUGUGAAGGUGUACUUCACUGAUGACAUUUAGUUUGGCACGGUCAGAUUCUUGGUUUGUUUUACAUAUUUAUUUAUUUUGGUGCCUCUCUGCAACUAGUGUUUCUAGAACAUACCAAGUAAAUCAACCUUCACGUGAUGUCUUUAGAUGUACGAUAAUAUAUCAAAUAUACCAAACUUGUCAGGAUGCAGAGGUUUUAUAAUUACUGAGGAUAUGUUUGCAGGAUGGUGUCGCAGCUGCUUUUGGGGAAGUUGAUCUUAAAACAUGGUACAUUUGAAAUCAAAGGCAUAUGUUGUCGUGGCAUAUUUACGGGGUAAUACUAUGUUAUGUCUAUAUAUUUUUUCAUCACUGUUUUGAUCUACGAAGGGACAUUUUGCUUCUCUCUCUGUUUAACCCCACUGUUAAUAUGUCCCCUGAACCUGGAACACAAAGUAUGAUCCUUCCUUUUAAAACCAAUGCCUCUUGUACACUUUUGUGACUCCUGUUCAAUAUUGUAAAAUAGAACUGACAAUUGUUAAAAUUUAGUUUAAUUACAA